Molecule: messenger RNA, 2790 nt
Organism: Talaromyces proteolyticus
Lineage: Eukaryota; Fungi; Ascomycota; Eurotiomycetes; Eurotiales; Trichocomaceae
Product: CDC45 family
Exons: 3
Coding region: 244-2790 (848 amino acids)
Biological process (GO): mitotic DNA replication preinitiation complex assembly; DNA replication initiation; double-strand break repair via break-induced replication
Cellular component (GO): DNA replication preinitiation complex
Molecular function (GO): single-stranded DNA binding; chromatin binding; DNA replication origin binding
Source: RefSeq, a predicted model, not a curated record
AGCUCUGACAUGCACACCACUCCUCGCCACAUCCGAGUCUCUUAUACAAUUAAUACAACUAAUUACGCUCUGCUAGCUACGUUACCUAAUCGUCUGUUUUGAAUUUCACAAUUAAUCCCCUCGACCAGCGGAUGUCCUCUUUCCAGGUCACGUCACACUGCAAGUAUAGUGUGCCAUGACUCUGGCGGAAUACCACCACAAGCCCGCGUCUACGACAGCCAGCUCGAGCAUUAAUAUAGCACCAUGUAUCUCCCUCGGAACCUCAUAUCCCACCUAUACCUCCAGCUCCUCCGCUCCCACCACCCCCUUUCGCCGCCUGUCCUGAUCCUCGUCGCCCUCGAGCCCGAUGCUCUGUGCGCCUGCCGAAUCCUGACCACGCUGCUGAAGCGCGACUAUAUCGCCCAUAAAAUCCAGCCUGUCGCCGGUUAUGGCGAUCUGGCGCGUGCUGGGGAGGAAUUGGUGCGUCCGAUGCGGACCACAGAAGGCGGGAGUGGAGGAGUCGUCGUCUGUCUUGGGGUCGGCGGGUUGGUGGACUUGAGUGAGAUCCUACGCCUGACGAACGCCGAGGACGACAGUGACGAGACCAGCGGGGUCGAGGCGUGGGUGAUUGACGCACGACGGCCGUGGAAUCUGGUCAAUGUCUUUGGCGGCCAGUGGCAGGCGCGUGAAGCCCUAGAUGAGAUCGACGCCAAUGCGCGGAGGAAAACACGCGGGGUAGAAAAUGGCGGCAUUACUCGGACGUAUACGAGUGGCCAGGGGGGCGUUAUUGUGUUUGAUGAUGGCGAUAUCCAGGAGGAGCUAUCCAAAGAACGCGACGCUUACUACGCGCUGGAAGAGAUGCCCGAAGUCGAUGACGAUGAAGACGACCUGUCGGGGUCGGAGAGUGGGGAUGAUAGCGAUCAUGGGACGAGCUCGAAGAAACGCAAAUCAUGGUCUGGACGCGAAGAUGAGGAAAGUGAAGAGGAGGACGACGAGCGUCCACGACAGCGUAGACGAAGUAAUUCGAGCUCCCCCAUUCCUUCAUCGCCGAGUAACCGAAGACGAACGAUUGGACAUGAUUCUUCAAACUCCUCGCGCACGCCUUCGCCAGAGCCGAAUAUUGUGUCCCCGCCGGUUGCGAGACAGCCUUCGGCGCGGACGUUGAAAAGACGGCUUUUGAGGCUGAAGAGAAAGCAUGAAAACGUGCUGCAAGCAUACUACAACACCGGCACAGCGUAUUCGGAGCCGAUAUCGUCCAUGAUGUACUCGUUAGCCUCUGAGCUAGGACGUGAGGAUAACGAUCUGCUGUGGCUGGCUAUUGUUGGCACGUCGAGCAUGGAGCUUUCUGGUCGCUCUAUGGCUGGCGUUGGUAUCUCGAGUUCAUCUGAAUCUGGAGGGUCGGCAGGUUGGGGUGGGUCUCGAGGUGAACAUCUUCGACAGAUUCUCCGAGAUGAGAGUGCACGCGAUAUCCUUGGCUCGAGCUCAGAUCUUAUUCCCACCACAGCCCGGUCUCCAACAGACACCUCAAUCCGGCUGUCCCCAGAGCCACGCUUCCUUCUCGUACGACACUGGUCACUGUACGAGAGUAUGCUGCACAGCCCGUACCUCGCCUCACGACUACAUGUGUGGACAGAGAAUGGCCGCAAGAGACUUCACAAACUACUGGCGAAAAUGGGUAUUAGUUUAACCCAGUGUCACCAAAACUACACCCAUAUGGACAUGGAAUUGAAGCGUGUCUUGCGCUCUCGAUUACUGAAGUACGCUCCAAUGUAUGGGCUGGAAGGACUCGUCCCUCCUCAAGCAACUGGUUACAGCAGUAACCGAGAGGGAUGGGGCUUUGUGCGUAGCUGGGGCUGGAAAGCAUGUCUAUCGGCAACCGACGUUGCUGUCGUUUUAGGUUCUAUACUCGAAGUUGGUCCAGGUGCAGCCGCAACCUGGGAAGCAGGCUCUUCCUUUCGACCGCACACCAAUGGUGCGGGCCAGUCCGAAGUACCGUCUGAAACAGACCCGGCUAAUCUACACCCUCGAUUCUGGAGCGCCUAUGAUGCCCUGUCGCCCACUGGAUCUGAUUCACCUACAUUACUCGUUGAAUCGCUUCCUCUGGCAAAGCACCUUCAUCGCGCCAUUCUCCGCACAGGCACUUCGCUGCUUUCAAAACAUCAAAUUCGUCAUCUACGUGCAUUCCGUAUUGCUGUUGUAAAAGAGGGCCCUGAUGUGAAGCUUUUCACUAACCCUGGAGCAUUGACCAAACUGGCACUGUGGGUCGCAGAAGCUAUCCAAGUCCAAGAAAGAGACCGAAGCGAUACUAAAAUGGGCAAGAAAAAGAUCCUAGGCACACCCCUUGUCUUGGCUGGACUGGAUGAGGACCGUGGGGUGUACGUUGUGGUCGGCACUGGAGGCGGAGGCGGCGUGGUCGACUUUGCAGCCAUUGCAAAGAAACAAGAAGCGCGGCGUACCAAGAAGGAAGCCAAAGAUAAGAAAAGAAAAGAGCGCGAAGACCGCCGCAAGAAACGUGCAGCAGAGCGCGCCGGCCAGGAUAACGACGACGAAGACGAAGACGAGGAAGAAGAUACCGAAGACGACUCCUCAUCUGGCUCUGACUCAGAUGACGGUGCGACAGAUGAUGAAAAGGGGUUGUUUGGUAAUAAAAAUCUCGUCCGCAACCGCUUCGGUAUUGCGUUCCAGGAAGUCGUCCAGGAGACCAGUGCGCGAGUGCGGAUCGAUAGCUUCGAGCAUUGUGUUGUUGAGGUGCAAAAAGAGGAUUUAGGUGGGUUUCUUGAAGCAUUGAGCUUCAGGAGUGUUGUUGGAUAA